AUGGAUGAAUGUUUUGUGGGUUUUCCAAGUAAGGUGGACUGCGUGGGUCGUAGUGGGGGACUAGCUUUGAUGUGGAGGGAGAGUGUGCGUGUAGAUAUCCAAAAUUAUAGUCGACGCUAUAUCAAUGCUGUUGUCAAAUUGGGUGAUUGUUUACAUCCAUGGAAAUUUACAGGGUUUUACGGACAUCCUGAGGUGGGAAGGCAGAAGGAAUCUUGGAGUCUACUUAAAUUGUUGCGUUCUUUUCAACCUGAAGCUUGGUUGUGUGUUGGCGAUUUCAAUGAAAUUGCUGUGGAUUCUGAAAAUUUUGGAACUAUCCGUAGACCUUUGUGGCAGAUGGCUACAUUAUCUUAUUGGCAUUGCCUUGCAUUUAUUCUGGAAUGUUAUGAAAAUGCUUCGGGGCAAAGGUUAAACAGAAAUAAGACGACAGUUUUCUUUAGUAGAAACACCAGUGCCGAGGCUCGGGCUCUUAUUCUAAAUUUGAUUGGUGUUCCAUCCUCUCAAAGGUAUGAUAACUAUUUGGGGUUACUGUCGUUGGUUGGGAAAUCCCGUGUUAGGGAAUUUCAACAUAUCACUGAAAGGGUGAGGAAAAGAAUUUCAGAUUGGAAGGUGAAGUUUCUUUCACAAGCUGGGAAAGAGAUUCUUAUUAAAGUUGUUCUUCAAGCAAUUCCGACUUACAACAUGAGUAUUUUCUUGCUACAAAAGAAACUAUGUAAUGAUCUGAAUGGUCUUAUGUAA
Messenger RNA from Corylus avellana, 735 nucleotides. NCBI's taxonomy places the organism in Eukaryota, Viridiplantae, Streptophyta, Magnoliopsida, Fagales, Betulaceae. The record is from RefSeq and is a predicted model, not a curated record.